This is a messenger RNA of Physcomitrium patens, 1732 nucleotides long. RefSeq names its product uroporphyrinogen decarboxylase. Gene Ontology annotation, biological process: porphyrin-containing compound biosynthetic process. Gene Ontology annotation, molecular function: uroporphyrinogen decarboxylase activity. The record is from RefSeq and is a predicted model, not a curated record. Lineage: Eukaryota; Viridiplantae; Streptophyta; Bryopsida; Funariales; Funariaceae.
UAUGGCUAUGGCCUUUCGCACACACAGAGCUAGUUAUUUCUCACCGUAGCAACCCACCCGGGCCUCUGGAACUGGGUGCGAUGGCCACCACCGCUGCUUCUCUCCCUGCUGCCACCUCCAGCGCCGUUUCGUCCAGCUCUUGCAGAGUUUUUGGGAAUUCGCGUCCGUUGAAGACGUCAUGGACUGGCGCCAAGGUUUUGGCCGUGAAGCCCAGGACUAAGUGCGUUGCGCAGGCUGUUGCUGCUGAAAUUAAGGAAGCUGGGGCGAAUGUGGACACAUCCUCAGAUCCUCUGCUCCUGAGGGCGGUGCGCGGUGAGGAAGUCGAUAGGCCGCCGGUGUGGAUGAUGAGGCAAGCUGGCCGAUACAUGAAGGUGUAUCAAGAUCUAUGUCAGAAACACCCUACUUUCAGGGAGCGCUCUGAGAAUGUGGAUUUGGCAGUCGAGAUUUCAUUGCAGCCAUGGCGAGCAUUCAAACCCGACGGAGUUAUUCUAUUCUCAGACAUCUUGACCCCAUUUACCGGCAUGAACAUCCCCUUCGAUAUCCUGAAGACCAAGGGCCCUAUCAUUCAUAAUCCUAUUCGGACCGCUGCCGACGUCGCCAAAGUGCGAGAGUUGGUACCUGCUGAAGCGGUGCCGUAUGUCGGCCAGGCUCUUACUGCCUUGCGUGAGGAGGUCGGUAAUGCUUCCACAGUUCUUGGAUUUGUUGGAGCACCCUUCACGUUGGCAUCCUACAUAGUCGAGGGCGGAUCAUCUAAACAUUUCACCGUAAUCAAGAGGAUGGCUUUCGAGACUCCUGAGGUUCUGCACUCUCUACUUCAGAAACUUGCGGAAUCGGUUAUCAUAUACGUACGCUAUCAAGCUGAUUGUGGUGCGCAAGCUGUCCAAAUCUUUGACUCAUGGGCAACCCACUUGAGUCCAGUAGAUUUCGAGGUGUUCAGCCUGCCCUACAUCAAGCAGAUUGUCAGUGCAGUGAAGUCCACCCACCCCGAUCUCCCAUUGAUCUUGUAUGCAAGUGGAAGUGGUGGCCUCUUGGAGCGGAUGGCUUCUACAGGGGUUGACGUAGUCAGUGUUGAUUGGACUGUUGACAUGGCUGAGGCCAGGCAGCGUAUUGGUACUCAACUAGCUGUUCAGGGUAAUAUGGAUCCUGCUGCUCUGUUUGGAACCAAGGAAUUCAUCGAAAGGAGAAUACAUGACACUGUUGCUAAGGCCGGGCGGCACAAACAUAUUCUAAACCUUGGACAUGGUGUGUUGGUGGGUACACCUGAAGAGAAUGUGGCGCACUUUUUUGAAACGGGUAAAAGCGUACGAUAUUGAGAUAGGGUCCUGAGAAAGGAGGUAGUUGUGAAGGUUUAGUUGUCGAGGAAUGGAGAUUUGAUUCCUGGAAUUUUAGUGAGAAUCCUGGUUCCCAUUUCCAGUUAGGUACUGAGGAGAAAAUGCAACAGUAUACACUAUCUGUCUGGGCCUUCUUUUAGAGGUACUUGAAAUCCGCAGCAAGGUUAUCUCCAUAUUGCAUUUUGAAGAGGCGCUUCCAAGCUGGCAUCGAAACAGCCGCAGAAAAUGUUUUUAUUCUAGAUCUCCACGCUGGAAAACUCCCCUACGUCGGCGGUCUCACCUUUCUAAAUGAAGUUUUCAUCAAGACAAUUCAACUGGGUAAUGCUAUUUCUCUGAUAAAGUAAUAUUAGAAAGCAUCUUUUUGUCUGAAAAUGAAAAACAACAAAGAUUUUUGAACCGUA